AUGCGUUUCCCAAACGCAGCGGCCCAAAACUUCAUAUUUGUAUUUGUAUCAGAAUUUACUGAAAUAAAUGUGGAGCCUAUGAGCCACCGUGGCCGCUCUGACGAAGAUAUCGAAGAGAUGAAUGAUUUCAGAGUUGGCUUCGUAAUCUCGCAGCUAUUCUGCCAGUGCGAAGUUGCUAAACACCAUGAACACACACUUCAAUACGUGCAGAAGGCGCAACUCUGUUCAUUUAUUGUUCGAGGCUGGACUAUGCUAGCUAUUGCGCUUCUAGAUCUUGAUUCGCUGCGUUUGCGAGAACAUCUGAAAACAGCUGUCUAG
This is a messenger RNA of Akanthomyces muscarius, 318 nucleotides long. RefSeq lists its product as uncharacterized. The record is from RefSeq and is a predicted model, not a curated record. The coding region runs from base 1 to 318 and encodes 105 amino acids. The transcript is spliced from 4 exons. Lineage: Eukaryota; Fungi; Ascomycota; Sordariomycetes; Hypocreales; Cordycipitaceae.